CUAUUUAUUACCGCGCAAUCCAAAGGCCUGCUCAACUGCGAUCCGCUUGUCCUUUUGUCCAGUUCGGACAGCCUUUCUCCGGACCUGAAUUUGGCAUGGUCAAAACAUUUCAAGUAUACCUCGGAGCUCACGGACACAACUCAAGUCGAAGCGCAAGUAGUAACAGUAGUUGCAGUAACAGCAGUGAGGAUGACCGCACGUACAGCUGCGUCCACUGUCGCGCCCACCUGGCCAGACACCAGGAUCUUAUUUCCAAGUCUUUUCAAGGUAGCCAAGGCCGUGCUUACUUGUUCGAAAUGGUAGUCAACGUAUCCUGUGGGAAACCUGAAGAGCGGCUACUCCUAACAGGUUUGCACUCCGUCGCCGAUAUCUACUGUGACUGUUGCCAUACAGUACUCGGCUGGAAAUACGAACAAGCGUAUGAGACAAGCCAAAAGUACAAGGAAGGCAAAUACAUAAUCGAGCUUGCUCAUCUCAUUAAGGACAACGGAUGGGACUUAAGCUGGGUGGAGCUGGACCAACGGCGACCGUACUGA
This is a messenger RNA of Opisthorchis viverrini, 536 nucleotides long. RefSeq lists its product as hypothetical. The record is from RefSeq and is a predicted model, not a curated record. NCBI's taxonomy places the organism in Eukaryota, Metazoa, Platyhelminthes, Trematoda, Opisthorchiida, Opisthorchiidae. The annotation marks the transcript as partial. The transcript is spliced from 3 exons.